Molecule: messenger RNA, 2244 nt
Organism: Eimeria mitis
Lineage: Eukaryota; Apicomplexa; Conoidasida; Eucoccidiorida; Eimeriidae
Product: TPR domain-containing protein, putative
Exons: 11
Coding region: 1-2244 (747 amino acids)
Molecular function (GO): protein binding
Source: RefSeq, a predicted model, not a curated record
AUGACUGAGAAGGCCACCCCGUUUAGGGGUUCUGGGAUUGCAACGGUAGGGGGUGAGGCCCCGGUGGAGCAAUGCCCGCAGGACAAAUUCUGUGUUGAAGAGGACUCUCCUCUAUGCGACUCUAUCAUGUGGAAGAUGCUAGACAACUACUAUAAACAAGUGGCAAUUGAGGCAUGGGCUCACGACUACGUGCCUUCCUUUGUGACGAGCAACAGCCGCUUGAUAACACCGGGGGCCGCCGAGAACGAGUUUGAGAGGGCGCUUGUUUCCAUCUACUCGCCGCUAGAGGAGAAGGAGCUGGAUGCUCCCGCGAUCAUGCUGCGCAUGACGCUGGGCUGGAAGUGGAGGAGUGUGGACUUGGAGGCAGCCUGCGAUCCUUCUAGUCCAGCGAAUAUCCCCUACCUGCAACGGGACCCUACAAUUAAGGAGGUCUUGCUGCGCUACCGCAAGCUGAACAAACAGCUUUCCUUUGUGCUCCCAAUUGGAGCUUUUGCUCUUUUCCGUAACUUGAGUCACAUCGGUGGAGGUCGCCUGUUCUGCUUAGUCGGCGACAAGGGCUACCCAACAGCUGAUGAGUUUGUGGGUGUGAGAGAUCCCCACAUCGCUAUUCACGGCUCCAUCUCGUUCAUGCUCAACCUUCACGCCAUAAGGACUUUCUUUGACUGCAUGGGCGGUUUCUCGCAUGCGACACCCUAUAGGGAUACAUUCCAAGUGACGGGCCUGUGGCUCUGCGGCACCGAGUUUGAAAUGGGGAGGAGCGUUACAGCUUUCCUCGAAGACGUCGAAGAUCUCGCACCCGAUGUGGGGGGCUGGGCGACUCUGUGCUCAGGCCUGUGGCUCUGCGGCACCGAGUUUGAAAUGGGGAGGAGUGUUACAGCUUUCCUCGAAGACGUCGAAGAUCUCGCACCCGACGGUCUCAUCAACUGGCAACGAGCUGCUCAAGAAACCGUUGCUGCUGGCGGAGGACCUGCCAGUAACAUCAAGUCCUUGAUUUCGCUGCUCCGGUAUUCGGGUCACGACGCAGACGUGUUUUUGAACUUUUCCAAUGAAUUCACGAGCCAGUCUGUGCAUCCUUACCUCAAUCCACGGACGGAGCAGGACUUGCUAUUGGACUUGGACGAAGCCUUUUCUAAUUGGUACAAGUUAAAGAAGGCGGAAGACGUCGCCGAUCUGUGCGGGCACAUAUGUAUGCGGCUCGGUAAAUGCGACAAAGCUCUCAAGUACCUACAGGCAAGCGCCAACUUAGACGGCGAGCGCCUACAUCCGUCCACUUGUGUCAACCUCGCAAGCUGCUACAAAGUCGAAGGCAAAUUUGAAGCUGGAAUCACGUGGUGCGAAAAGGCCUUGCAGAUCGACCCCAACUACGCUCAGGCUGCGCAAAUGCUGCGCACGCUGAACAUGUGCAAAAACCCAGUCCGAAUAGCUGUAAUUGGGUUUGGAUACUGGACCCAAUACGAGGCCCUUCCGCUGCUCCGUCGUGAUACGCGGUUGAAGAUCGUCGCAGCAUUUGCAUUUACGCAGGAAGAAGCUGCUGCGCUCAUUCAGAAAGGGGAGCUUACAGAAGCUGAGAUGUACAGCGGGUCUCAAGGGCUGACAUCGUUGUUAGAAAGAACAGACAUUCAGGCGGUGGUCGUCGACGUGCACAUGCAGCUAAUGUUGUUUUACUUCGUUGUAGAUGUCUCUACUCCCACGCAUCUUCGCUAUGGGCAAGCACGUGCUGACGCGGUCUCCCAUGCAGCUGAGCCUUGCAAACGCGUCGGCCCUCUUAGACGUCUACAGGCCGUACAGCAACUCGCUGAUCACUUGGCUCUGGACCUGCUGCGCUGCAUUGCGGCUGUGCGCCAGCUGACCGGAUUGCAGCUUAGCUCGGUUUCGGCAGCUGCAAAAGGCGACUAUGCCCCGUGUGCCACUGGUAGUUUCUCCCCUUCGGAUGAAGGAGAUAGUUUUAAACAGGAAAAGUUGAAGAACACACGGCUCCGCAGAGAAUACGCGCGCCUCACCGGAUGGCUGACUUUGAUAAAUCCUGGUGGACAGACGAGCACCCUUGGCUCCUUCGUGAUAAGUCACUGUGUGGGGGACAACUCGCUGACGUAUCAGAUCAAUUGCGUGAAAGGCUCAAACGAGGGCGCUCCAGCCCGAUUCCGGUGCCUUGCACCUCCAUCUGCCGAGUCCGUCAGCAAGACAGAGAAAAAAGCAGCUUCUUUGCGGAGCUUGUCGUCUCAGCAAUCAGCAGCGCGCGCCUAA